UGUGUUUAAUGUGGCUGUGCACCCAUCAGAUGCUGAACUGCUGCAUCGAGCGCAAGCGAGCGAGGGAUGAUGGGAGGAAGAGCGGCGCGUCAGACGCGGCCAGGAGCCUCCCGGGGCCCGCCGAGGUUUCUCCGGGGAAGUCCUGGGACUCGUGGAGCGACAGCGAGGAGGAGUUCUUCGAGUGUCUGAGCGACACGGAGGAGAUGAAGGAGACGGAGAGCGAGAAAAAGACGGCCAGUAAGAGCAAAGCUGAAGGUCGCCUGCAGCCGCAUGGCAAGCGGACUCUUCUGAACUCAGCGGAGCCGCUCUACAUCCCCGUCACACAGGAGCCCGCGCCCAUGACUGAAGACCUGCUGGAGGAGCAGUCGGAGGUUCUGGCCAAACUGGGCACGUCGGCUGAAGGAGCGCACCUCCGCGCCCGCAUGCAGAGCGCCACGAAUCCCGGCUGUUGUCUGGAGGAUUUCGUGCGCUGGUAUUCUCCGAGAGAUUACGUGGAGGAGGAAGGGGAGGAUGAAGCGGGACAGACGGUCAUACGGGGCGACCUGAGCGCCCGCAUGAAGAUCCCGGGGAACAUGUGGGUGGAGGCCUGGGAGACGGCCAAAGCCACGCCGGCCCGCCGACAGAAGAGGCUGUUCGACGACACCAAAGAGGCUGAGAAGGUCAGAACCCUGAGUGUGGAUUCGGACGGCCUCGGUCCAGAAACGUGA
Messenger RNA from Sinocyclocheilus grahami, 707 nucleotides. RefSeq names its product rab3 GTPase-activating protein catalytic subunit-like. The transcript has 3 exons. The record is from RefSeq and is a predicted model, not a curated record. Gene Ontology annotation, biological process: positive regulation of GTPase activity. Gene Ontology annotation, molecular function: GTPase activator activity. The coding region runs from base 9 to 707 and encodes 232 amino acids. NCBI's taxonomy places the organism in Eukaryota, Metazoa, Chordata, Actinopteri, Cypriniformes, Cyprinidae.